UUAAAUAAUUUCUGUAUUUAUAUUUGGAAAAACCAAAACUUUGCGGCAACUCUGCCCAGCUACCGAUAGAACUAUCGAUAGCGUAGUUGCCAAUCUGACAGCUGUUUUAAGGUUAUAUUUUGCUACUGUGUUGCAAUCGCAUCGAUUUGUGUUUUCGGUCGGACCAUUACAUAACUACUAGCCAUGUCUCAGCCUCCAGUCCGUGUCUCGCCGCUGAUCAAGCUCGGCAGAUGGUCCCUGCUGCUUGUGGGCAUUGCCUACGGUGCAGCCCACCAGAGCCGCCUGUCCAAGAAGGAGGAGAAGGUCCGUGAGAUCGAGGCACAGCAGAAGGUGGUUCGCGAUGCCAAGUUGGCCGAGGAGAAGCAGCGCAACGCCCAGGCCGAGAUUCGGGCUCUGGAGGAGCUCUCCAAGCCCACACCCAAGAAGUAGAGCCACCUAUUUAGUUUGUUAAGUUCAAAACCCAACUCCAACCGCAACAACAACA
Messenger RNA from Drosophila subobscura, 484 nucleotides. RefSeq names its product ATP synthase subunit e, mitochondrial (gene ATPsynE). Gene Ontology annotation, biological process: proton motive force-driven ATP synthesis. NCBI's taxonomy places the organism in Eukaryota, Metazoa, Arthropoda, Insecta, Diptera, Drosophilidae. The record is from RefSeq and is a predicted model, not a curated record. Gene Ontology annotation, molecular function: proton transmembrane transporter activity. The transcript has 2 exons. Bases 184 to 429 code for a protein of 81 amino acids.